Molecule: messenger RNA, 261 nt
Organism: Mustela lutreola (European mink)
Lineage: Eukaryota; Metazoa; Chordata; Mammalia; Carnivora; Mustelidae
Product: small ribosomal subunit protein uS14-like
Exons: 1
Coding region: 13-261 (82 amino acids)
Cellular component (GO): cytosolic small ribosomal subunit
Molecular function (GO): zinc ion binding; structural constituent of ribosome
Source: RefSeq, a predicted model, not a curated record
GUGUACAAUAUAAUGAUUCACCAUCCUAUACAUUUCUCACUGCUCGUCAAGUUAAGUGUACUCUCCUUUCUGCGUUGUUGCAUCCGAGAGAACAAGAUGGCUCACCAGGAGCUCUACUGGAGCCAUCUGAGGAAAGAUGUCCAGGGUUCUUGCCACAUCUGCUCAAACCAGCAAGGUCUGAUCCAGAAAAAUGGCCUCAAUAUUUGCUGCCAGUGUUUCUGUCAAUAUGCGAAGGAGACAGGCUUUAUUAAGCGGGAUUAA